Messenger RNA from Lacerta agilis (Sand lizard), 2307 nucleotides. Its product is annotated as zinc finger protein 883-like. Gene Ontology annotation, molecular function: DNA-binding transcription factor activity; RNA polymerase II cis-regulatory region sequence-specific DNA binding. The record is from RefSeq and is a predicted model, not a curated record. Bases 1 to 1662 code for a protein of 553 amino acids. Gene Ontology annotation, biological process: regulation of transcription by RNA polymerase II. NCBI's taxonomy places the organism in Eukaryota, Metazoa, Chordata, Lepidosauria, Squamata, Lacertidae. The transcript is spliced from 3 exons.
AUGGCGCUUUACGGGAGUGCCUCCAACAUAAAAACCUGGGGACCUAAAGGUCCAGUGUGCUUUGAAGAGGUAGCUUUGCAUUUCACUGAUGAGGAGUGGGCAUUGCUGGAUCCUGACCAGAGGGCUCUGCAUCAGGAGGUCAUGGAGGAGAAUCGUGGGAUGUUGGACUCACUCGGUGGUGAUGAAUUGGAAAUGAAGAAGGGAGACCACAAUGAAAUCCACACGGUGGAAGAGCCAUAUCAGGAUUUAGACUGUGGAGAGAACUUCAGUCACAGCUCCCUUUCCUCUUCCCAUCAAAGAAAUUGCCUUGCGACUAAAUCUUAUCAGUGCUUGGAGUGUGGAAAGAGCUUCACCUGGAAAGAAAGUCUCUCUGCCCAUCAAAAAAUUCAUACCGGGGAGAAACCCUAUCAAUGCUUGGAAUGUGGAAAGAGCUUCACCUGGAAACAGAGAUUCACUUCCCAUCAAAGAAUUCAUACAGGAGAGAAACCCUAUAAGUGCCUGGAAUGUGGAAAGAGCUUCACCUGGAAAAUAAGUCUCACUUCCCAUCAAAUAGUUCAUACAGGGGAGAAGCCAUAUCAGUGCUUGGAAUGUGGAAAGAGCUUCAGUCAAAAGUACAGUUUCACUUCCCAUCAAAGAAUUCAUACAGGGGAGAAGCCAUAUCAGUGCUUGGAAUGUGGAAAGAGCUUCAGUCAGGGCUCCCAUCUCACUUUACAUCGUAGAAUUCAUACAGGGGAGAAACCUUAUCAGUGUGUGGAUUGUGGAAAGAGCUUCAGUCGAAAAGAGAGUUUCACUUCCCAUCGAAGAAUUCAUACAGGGGAGAAACCCUAUCAGUGCUUAGAGUGUGGAAAGAGCUUCAGUCGAAAAGAGAGUUUCACUUCCCAUCGAAUAAUUCAUACAGGGGAGAAACCCUAUCAGUGUGCAGAAUGUGGAAAGAGCUUCACCAGGAAAGAAAGUUUCACUUCCCAUCAAAGAAUUCAUACAGGGGAGAAACCUUAUCAGUGCUUGGAAUGUGGAAAGAGCUUCAGUCACAACCGCAGUUUCACUUCCCAUCAAAGAAUUCAUACAGGGGAGAAACCAUAUCAGUGCUUGGAGUGUGGAAAGAGCUUCAGUCACAGCUACCAUCUCACUUCUCAUCGUAGAAUUCAUACAGGGGAGAAACCAUAUCAAUGUGCAGAGUGUGGAAAGAGCUUCAGUCGAAAGGACAGUUUCGCUUCCCAUCAAAGAAUUCAUUCAGGAGAGAAACCCUAUCAGUGCUUGGAAUGUGGAAAGAUAUUCAUUAACAGCGCCAAUCUCGCUUCCCAUCAAAGAAUUCAUACAGGGGAGAAACCCUAUCAGUGUGUGGAAUGUGGAAAGAGCUUCAGCUGGAAACAGAGUUUUGCUUCCCAUCAAAGAAUUCAUAUAGGGGGGAAACCAUAUCGGUGCCUGGAAUGUGGAAAGAGCUUCAGAAGCAGCUCCCAUCUCACUUCCCAUCGAAGAAUUCAUACAGGGGAGAAACCCUAUCAGUGCUUGGAAUGUGGAAAGAGCUUCACCUGGAAAAUAAGUUUCACUUCCCAUGAAAGAAUUCAUACAGGGGAGAAACCCUAUCAGUGCUUGGAAUGUGGAAAGAGCUUCACCAGGAAAGAAAAUCUCAUUACCCAUCAAAAAAUACACACAGUGGAGUAAUCAUUUCAAUGCUAGGAAUGUGGAAAGAGUGUCGGUCAAAAAGGCAUGAGUAGAAAAUCUUCGGAGCAAGACCCAGGGGACAGGUCCCCAUCUGAAUUGGAACUUUUUGCUGACUUAAAAAUUCAUGGAGGAGGCACCACCCUUCUCACAGCCGGGGGUGGUGGUUUUUUGGGUAGAAAAACAAUGUGAAUAAAUCCCCCCAGUGCCACCCCCCGACUGGACUUCCUGUCUUCAGAGGCUUCUCUCCCUCUGCCUCACCCCACCCAUGAGAAUCUAAUGCAUCUUCGAUUGGGAAUGUCCAGCAAGGAGAUUGGAGAUGGUUGCCAGUUAAGACACAGGAAAGAACUCCUUGUGAAAGGGGGGCAGCUUCAGGGGACAUUUGCAGCCCUGGCAUUGGCAGCCAGAAGAGGAAUCCUGGAAGAGGACACUCCAGACUCAUCUAGUCCAACCCCUGCAAUUCAGGAACCCCGGCUCUUAGUCCCACCAGCUACCUUGAACUGAGCAACUCAGAUGCCUGAAGCUGGAGCUUUUGGACGGCUGUUUCCAUCCCCCCUGCCUUCUGCUAGCAGGCCCGGUUGGGAGUUGUAGUCCAAAGCAGAUUGAGGGGAGCUGGUCCUGGAGGGCCAGCUGAAGCCGCUGUGCUGU